AUGAUUAAAGCCAUACUAAUAUUCAACAACCAUGGGAAACCUCGGCUUUCUAAAUUCUACGAGCAUUACGUGAGUAUGCAAUUGUUUCGAAUCUGCUGUAGCUAGCUAGCAUGCAUAUAACAAUGUUAAGUUAUCUAGUUAGCUAUUGUUUGGGCUAAUUCAUUGCACCAAUAUUAUUGCAAACAAACAAACAAAGUUAGCUAGCUAUACUGUUUUAGGUGGUGUAAUUUGUGACCUGACUGGCUUGUUUACGUGGCUAGCGAUGUCAUUGAUCUUGACUUGGGAUAUCCUAUAUCAGACUGAGCAACAUUGUUCUUUUAAUAAUUCAGAAUGUGUAGGAAUAGCUAUCGUUUCACACACACAGCCUAACUACUGGAGUUUGCAAUAAUAAUAGUUUGCAAUAAUAAUGGUGCAAUGAAUUAGCCCAAACAAUAGCUAGCUAGAUAACUUAAUAUUGUUAUAUGCAUGCAGGCUUUUCCUGUCUCCUAACAGUCUCAUGCACUGAUCACUGAGGUAUAAAUGCUUCGUGUUCGUUCUGUCCUUCCAAAGGUGUUUACGUCACAUGACACGCCGAUGUUCACGUUAUUUACUUGUGCUCCUGCCAAUCAAUCAAUGAAUUCCUCAUCAAAAUAGUUUUUUGUGUAUAAAAGAUGAACAUGUAUUACUGGUCACAGGUUAGUAGACAAAGGGACAGACUAGCUAACCAUAUAGAGUCAGAUUAUAGAUAACGGUAACAUAAUUGUGCUGAGACUCAGAUUUUUCACAUUUUGUUACCUUACAGCCUUAUUCUAAAAUGGAUGAAAUUGUUUUUCCUCAUCAAUCUAUGCACAAUACCCCAUAAUGCCAAAGCAAAAACAGGUUUUUAGAUUUUUUAGAAAAUUUAUUCAAAAUAAAAAACUUUAAUCACAUUUUCAUAAGUAUUCAGACCCUUUACUCAGUACUUUGUUGAAGCACUUUUGGUAGCGAUUACAGCCUUGAGUCUUCUUGGGUAUGACGCUGCAAGCUUGGCACACCUGUAUUUGGGGAGUUACUCCCAUUUAUCUCUGCAGAUCCUCUCAAGCUCUGUCAGGUUGGAUGGCGAGCGUCGCUGUACAGCUAUUUUCAGGUCUCUCCAGAGAUGUUUGAUCAGGUUCAAGUCCGGCCUCUGGCUGGGCCGGUCAAGGACAUUCAGAGACUUGUCCCGAAGCCACUCCUGCGUUGUCUUGUCUGUGUGUUUAGGGUCGUUGUCCUGUUGGAAGGUGACCCUUGGCCCCAGUCUGAGGUCCUGAGUGCUCUGGAGCAGGCUUUCCUCAAGGAUCUCUCUGCACAAUUGGCCCAGCGUCAUCCGGGUUAGGGGAGGGUUUGGCCGGCCGGGAUGUCCUUGUCCCAUCGCGCUCUAGCAACUCCUGUGGCGGGCCGGACAAACGCACGCUGACGUGGUCGCCAGUUGUACUGUGUUUCCUCCGACACAUUGGUGCGGCUGGCUUCUGGGUUAAGCGAGCAGUGUGUCAAGAAGCAGUGCGGCUUGGCAGGAUCGUGUUUCGGAGGACGCAUGGCUCUCGACCUUCACCUUACCGAGUCCGUACAGGAGUAGCAGCGAUGGGACAAGACUGUAACUACUAAUUGGAUAUCACGAAAUUGGGGUAUACCAUUAAAAAAAAAAAAAGGAUCUCUCUGUACUUUGCUCCGUUCACAUUUCCCUCGAUCCUGAUUUAGUCUACCAAUCCCUGCUGCUGAAACACAUCCCCACAGCAUGAUGCUGCCACCACCAUGCUUCACCGUAGGGAUGGUGCCAGGUUUCCUCCAGACGCGGGCUGUCAUGUGCCUUUUUUACUGAGGAGUGGCUUCUGUCUGGCCACUCUACCAUAAAGGCCUGAUUGGUGGAGUGCUGCAGAGAUGGUUGUCCUUCUGGCAGGUUCUCCCAUCUCCACAGAGUAACUCUGGAGCUCUGUCAGAGUGACCAUCGGGUUCUUGGUCGCCUCCCUGACCAAGGCCCUUCUCCCCCGAUUGCUCAGUUUGGCCGGGCGGCCAGCUAAAGGAAGAGUCUUGGUGGUUCCAAACUUCUUCCAUUUAAGAAUGAUGGAGGCCACUGUGUUCUUGGGGACCUUCAAUGCUGCAGACAUUUUUUGGUACCCUUCCCCAGAUCUGUGCCUCGACACAAUCCUGUCUCGUAGCGCUACGGACAAUUCCUUCGACCUCAUGGCUUGGUUUUUGCUCUGGCAUGCACUGUCAACUGUGGGACCUUAUAUAGACAGGCGUGUGCCUUUCCAAAUCAUAUCCAAUCAAUUGAAUUUACCACAGGUGGACUCCAAUCAAGUUGUAGAAACAUCUCAAGGAUGAUCAAUGGACAGGGGAUGCACCUGAGCUCAAUUUCGAGUCUCAUAGCAAAGGGUCUGAAUACUUAUGUAAAUAAGGUAUUUAUGUUUUUAAUUUUUUAUACAUUUGCUAAAAUUUCUAAAAACCUGUUCGCUUUGUCAUUAUGGGGUAUUGUGUAUAGAUUGAUGAGGAACAUUUAUUAAAUCAAAUUUAGAAUAAGGCUGUAACAAAACAAAAUGUGCACUGUACAUAUGAAAUGGGUAAAACAGUAUGUAAACAUUAUUAAGGUGACCAGUGUUCCAUGUCUAUGUCCAUAGGGCAGGGAUGAGUAACCAGGUGGUAGCUUACUAAUUGAUAGAUCUACCUGGACUUGUUACUUCUGUGAACUUUCAUUAUCCUCCCUCAUGAAGGAGGGAAAUUAGAAAAUAUCUUAAAGAUAUGUGGGUUUUUGGUCAUGGAAUUUCAAGGCACAAGGCAAUGUUUCUUAAACUUACAGAAGGCAGAACAAUUUAUUCAUAACGAAAUAUGUGUUUAUUAGUUGGCAGGGGUCUUUACUUCAACAUUAUUGUGUUUUGAUGUAUUUCUAAUAUAUUUUAAGACUUUUUCUGGUAGAUGUUUUCUAAUCAGUCCAUUUCCAUCAGUUUGACCAGAAAUCAAAGCCUUUGCUUACUCCAAAUGUUUAGGAUGGAAAACAGUUGGAAAAUGUAUAUAUUCCAGGGCUUGACAUUAACUUCUUUAGUCACUUGUCCUUCGCAUAAGUAGGACUGAUUUUCUCACUUGUCCAGAAAUACAACAUUUAUAUAUAAUUGUAUGUUGCAAGGAACCACUUUACAAAAUAACAUUAAUUAUUAUCAUUAUUAGCCUAUUACCAUAGAGCAGGGGUGUCAAACUAAUUCCAUGGAGGGUCUAGGCCCUAGAAAACCAGGUGAGGGGAGUUCCUUACUAAUUAGUGACCUUAAUCCAUCAAUCAAGUACAAGGGAGGAGUGAAAACCCGCAGACGCUCGGCCCUCCGUGGAAUGAGUUUGGCACGUGCCAUAGAGCAGAGUUUCCCAAACUCGGUCCUCGGUCCAAACUCGGGACCCUCAUCAAGCUUUGAUUAUUUGAAUCAGCUGUUUAGUGCUAGGGCAAAAACCAAAACGUGCACCUGGGGGCAGGGGAAAACCGAGUUUGGGAAACACUGCCAUAGUAAUCAGACAAACAUGUAGGAUACCCUCUGCCUAUUGGCUUCUUUGCAUAUUCAACCCUAUCUCAAAAUACAACACUGCCACUUUAAGGAUAUCCUGGAUGAUGGUUGGCCACCCUUAGUAGCCUAUAAAAUAUUGCAACAUUACAAUUACAACCAAAUACUGUUUGUCUUCAUAAAUUAAUUCCCUCAUUCAAUGAAUCAGGGAUCAAAUGACUAAGGUAGGCUACUUCAAAGCAAGGUAACUAACAAAUACAUGUUUAUCUAUAACCUUGUAAGGCUAAAAUAUUCAGGUUUCAGGGGAGGUCUAUUGACAGCAUGUGAGUUAUUUGUCAAUUAGGCUAUUCUAAGAAUAUUUUUAACGUUGUCAGAAUUACAUGGCCAAUGUUGAAUAGAAGGGAAUCCCAGCACUCCAUUAGUGGCAGAUUUAUGUCUCAACUCCCAAUUUUGAGCGCUUGAGUAGCGGUUUUACAGCAGGAGUAUGUGUCAUUGCUUUAGUAAUGCACCCGUUCAUCAAUUGCACAUCGGAGUGCCGGUGAAUAGAUUUUUAGGACAUCGGACGUUGACAUUAAUACAUGCUAAAAGCUGAAUAGUUAGCUACCGAAAUAAGUAGCCAGGCUACACAAUAUGUUUUGAAUUGGUUAUGUAGUUAGACAACAGACUAUCAUUUUUAUAGGUUACUUGCUGCUACAAUCUGUCUCCCCUCGGCCCCACUCGCACACACAGGUGAUUCACACACCAUGACUUUGCACCAUGAUUUUCAUGACCGUACCCUGUUUGCUGACCACAAAUGUGCUAUAACUGGGUAAAAAAAAACUCACAUUAUCAAUGAAUAUCAGCAAAUGUGCACACUCUCCUGCCUGUCAAUGCAAUGUAGUUCUACUCCGAUGUGCAAAAAUUGGGAGAGCAAUGCACAAAACAUGGCAUCCAGAGGACACUGAUCCAAUUUCUGAUCCGAUUUAAUUGUUUGAUGUUGUGAUUUUUAUUUACUUGACCAUCUCUAUAUUCUGCUUGCCAGACAAUAUUAAAAACUUGUCCCGGACAAGCGUAAAUGUUGAGCCCUGUAUGCCUUAAUUUCUCCAAAAUAUAGACUCUUAGCUUUCAUUUGACACCCAAUUUGACAUGCUCCUAUGAACCACACAUGUUGGUGCUCAUGGGUCCUUUCACAUGGAAAUUACCUAUGUUUUUUAAAUGUAAUUUAGGCAAGUAUUUUUUUCUCACUUAUUUCAACAGGAGAGUUGCUUCCCCCCCCCCCCCCAAUUUUUUUUAAAAAUAAUAAUGAAUAUUGACAGUAAUAUAUGCUACUGCACAAUAUUGCCCUUUCGAUUUUCAGUUCCUAGAGCGAGGAGAGUGGGUGUCUAGAUGUUUAGCGGAGUGAAGAGUAGGUUCCUGAUAGCAGGCUAGACCAGAGUUUCUGUGCUUGCAUUGGCAUGGAGAGCUCUCUGCUAUGGGCCCUCCCCCUAGUCUUGUGCUUCAUGUCACUUGACUCAUUUCACAUGAUCACUUGAAGGCAUUCCCUUUCACUGCAAUGACCUGACCUACACAUAUUUCAGAAAGAACAUUUGCAUGAAUAUGUGGACACUGGAAAGAGUAUGCAGUGAAUGUACUGGCACUUUUUUUUAGGUUAUGAGUGGGGAAAAUGGCAGUCGGUAAACUAUCAGAACAAAAGAUUGGAUAGUUUUAAGCAUAAAUGUCGUGAAGACCUGUAGCGAAAGCUUUACAUUUUUGUUUUCCCAUGCACACUGACUGUAUUUGUCAUUUCUGUUCCACAGAACGAAGACACGGAACAACAGAUCAUCAGAGAAACAUUUCAUCUGGUGUCCAAAAGAGAUGAGAACGUCUGCAAUUUUCUAGAAGGUGGAAUGUAAGAGAUUCAUUUUAAGACAUCAUCAACUGUACUGAAAUCCAUAAGUGUUAAGAUGAGGCUUUGUCUUAACAUUUCCUGCUCGUGUCACAGUGAAAUGCAUAUCCUUUCAAUUCCAUGUAGACAAAUACAACCAUUUGAGCUGAUGAUGUAGGCUACUCUACAGAACGCUACACGAAUAGAAUCAGCUUUUCGUGAGGCAAGAACACAUGACAAAUUGCACUGCAUGGGAGAGAUAUGGGAGAGAGGGAGCCAAUCAGAUGGUGGCCAGCUGGGGAGAGAUCAAUUAGAUCAUUAUGAAGAGUUGAAUAUUCAUUCAUGAAGCAGUCCCAGGUGUUAGGCUAUUGCAUUGUGGAACCUCCUCUCAUUCAACAGAGACUAAUAGAACUGGGGUGUAAAAUGUUUUGCAACUAAAAACGUAUUAGAGAAGUUCAGGUUAGUCUCCUUCUGUUUCUGCCCAUUUUCCUUCUGUUUGGUUCCUAGUGAACACACCCCUGGGAUCCCUGCUAUAUGAUUGUUUCUACUGUUGAGUCCCAUCAACAAAUAUGAUGUUGCUCAAGCAGCUCGACCUUCUACAGACUCAGGUCAACAUGCUUUUAUCAGGCCUUACAAAGAUUGGUCAAGGCUUCUCGACUUGGCUUGCACUUAAAGGAAAACUCCACCCCAAACUAUCCUUUGAAAUUUGUUUCGUUAGUCCAUUGUUAAUGCUGCUGCAGAACUGGUUACUUGUUCAUAAUACCAGCAUGUUUGGCUGUGUUUCAUGUCAUGGAAUGUGUGCAUUGAGAAAUUAACAUCACACUGACUGGUGUUUCAUUAAGGAUCAUUGUGUUGACAACUAUCCCAUGUGUUGAUUGGUGCCAUGUGUGAGUGUAUUUCCCUUGUGGUGUGGACUGUUGUUGUGAUAUAGAGGUGAAGUACUAGGAGACUGCUGAAGUGUCAGUUUGCAGUGUAAGCACACUGGGUAGAUGGCUUGUUGCAUUGAUAUCUAUUAACCAACCUUGGCUCACUUCCACAUGCAUGCCAGUGUUCACAGAUUGCAGGCAAACUCACACCAGCUGGGGUAUAUUUACUAGACGCCAAACAGACUGAAACGGGAGGGACCUAGUUUUUUUUUUUUUUUUUUUUCCUUUCCAAUAAUAAACGCUAGUUUUCCUUAAAACGUUUUCCGUUGCAAAAGUUUUGCUACGGUUUGCACGAAUGAAUACACCCCUGUUCAGAGAACUUUUCGAUUGUCCCCUCAUUUUGUUUUUGUGUCGUCAGGUUGAUCGGUGGGUCUGAGAACAAGCUAAUCUACAGACACUAUGCCACGCUCUACUUCGUAUUCUGCGUCGAUUCCUCGGAGAGCGAGCUUGGCAUCUUAGACCUUAUCCAGGUAAUGUUUCUAAAGCCUUGGUGGAAAAUGUUUUGUUUUUGAACUAUGAACAUUUGGUGCCACCAUCUUAGAUGGGCUAGUUGUUGGUGGACGUGUCAUUGGAGUAAAACAAGGGCCAACCUAUUACACUGUUCAGUGAAUGUGAUAGUCUUUCCACAGGUGUUUGUGGAAACACUGGACAAAUGCUUCGAGAAUGUCUGCGAACUUGACUUAAUUUUCCACGUGGACAAGGUACAAAGUAUUUUAUCAGCUAUAUCCUAUCAAUACACCCUUCAUUUUAAUAUUUCCUAUAUCGAACACCGGCAUUUGAUGUUCACAAUGAAUCUGUGACUCCCCGUAGACACUGACUGUGCCAUUGUGUAAUUUAUUUAAUAUAAGACUGUCUAGGUGACUUGAUCUCCCCUGUGAUAACGCUCGGCCCUGCUGGCUCGUCUUAAGACAAUCUAUUGUCAAUGUCAAUAUCUAGCCAAGUCUGUUGCAGCAGAGCAGGAUAUUGCGGCACUUUCUGCACAGGUUGCCUCGUUUCACGCAGGAAGAUGCCAUUGAUAUUCAUGUAUACACAGGGUAAUAUGAGCAAAGAGAAAGCAAUAUAACUGUGACAGCAGCAAUCUAUAACCUAGUCUCGGAAAACCCAGACGUAGGGCAAUGGCACUGGUGUAUGCAGGAACAUUAUUAAUGGCCAAAGCAACCCAUCUGCCUAGUGAAGCGAAGCAAUCUACAUAAAACAAACCAAUUAUAAAUGGGACUUGGUGUGAUUUAUGUUUGUAUAUUGAAUGUUUUUACAUGAGAUAAGGUUGCAUGUAUAUCUCUCAUCAGGUCAUCUGUUUUCAAAGGUUGUUUAUCUCCUGUUCACAUUUGUUUAGCCUCUUUUAAUAUCUAACAAUAAUAAAUAAGGGAUUUUUUUCUUAGACAAUGAAAUACUUAUUGAAAUUGAUCCUGUAGGUUCCAGAACCCCCCCCCCCACGUCUUUGGGUUACAGCAAUAGGAUGUUUUCUCAGUCAGAGAAUAACCUGUUAAUUGAACAUAUUCUAUUGAACCUGCAGGUCCACAAUAUACUGGCAGAGAUGGUGAUGGGGGGGAUGGUGCUGGAGACCAACAUGAAUGAGAUCAUCACACAGGUGGACGCCCAAAACAAAAUGGAGAAAUCGGAGGUAAGAGUGGCAGUACUUCUUUAUGACUUCCUAUACUCCAGGUAUGUGGAGGCAUGCGUGUAUGCUGGACCCUGCAUGCCCUUCCUGUGAUGCUCCUGAUAGGUGUUUGUGCUCUCUGGCGCUCCACUGCUGCACCACAUAGAAAUACAUUCUCUUCCUACCUACCCCCAAAUAUAUAAUCAUCAUCAUAAAACACAGAUUGUCUCUUCUACCGAAUGUAAAUGUACACAUUGUCCAAUGCAUCUGCGUGAUCCUGAUCCUCAAUCGCCUCAUUGUUCGUCCCACUCUACAGACUGGAAAUGUCCUGUUGGCGCAUUUGCUUAAAUGAGGGGAUGGUAGCGUUUGGAUGACUGUUGAAUGGUUAGUUGUGGUCAUUUUGAUAAAGUUGUCCUGAGCUGAUCUUUUUAGCAUCUGUGAGCUGAUAUCCUGUAGCUGAGUUGUCCAUGAUAUUAAGACCUAGAUAUUGCUUGGUUCUCAUGCAGCUGUUGUCACUAAUGAAUUAGCAGAUCUCUUGGAAUAUAGUCUCUAAAUUUCACCAUUCCUGAAAACAGAUUGUUACAGCCAGAGACAAUUUCAUGGAAUCAUUGCCAUUUGCCAAUGGCAGAACAAUGCCAUCAUGACUUAGACUUGGUGUAUUUUAAAUUGACACACACACACACACAGUUCUCUAGUUAAAUAAACGAAUAUGAAGCGAAAUAUUUCAGAAAAGCCUAAAAUGUUUAUCAGUAAGUUCUUUUGAUGAGAUAUUUGGUCAGGUUACGUUUGCUUGGCUGUUAUUGUAAUGUAGUGCUGCUACACUAUAAGGUUACACGGUGAGACUCUAAAGGCCAUGGAUGUGUAACUUGCUGUUAAGUUAUCUUUGUUUCAAAUUGGUGCUGUACCAUUGGCUAACAUUUUACAGAUUUUACCUCACUGUAGCAAUGUGGCUGUAUCUAUGGAAACAAUGCUUUGGUAACAACUUUAGGCUGCAUUUUGUGGUUGAUCAAAUGGAAUCAUUCUUGACAGAUGUAUUGUAAGCCGAGUUUUGACUGUUCAACAAACAUCAGAUCUGGUCCGUCUUUUCCUUCUUGGACCUACCCUAGACCGCAGUGUUCCUCAUAGUCAUAAUCAUUCAAACUUCACCACCAAACCUAAUUCAGACACAUAAAGAAUGAUGUAAACUAAAUAAAUUCCUAGCAGUGUGUAAAAAAUCGUCAACACAAAUUGGUGAAGAAUGGAUUUAGUUCACUUUCACAUGCUCAACCGGCUCAAUGUAAAACAUCAGAAGUGUUUCUAUGAAUUUGGAGGUGUUGAGGCCUCUCUCAGUUGCGUGUCUAUGAAUGCGGUCUACGAUAGGUCUUUUCACGUUCUAUUUAUACUGAACAAAAAUAUAAACGCAACAUGCAACAGUUUCAACGAUUUUACUGAGUUACAGUUCAUACAAGGAAAUCAGUGAAUUUAAAUAAAUUCAUUAGGCCCUAAUCUAUGGAUUUCCCAUGACUGGGCAGGGGCGCAGCCAUGGGUGGAGCCAGGUCCACCCACUGGGGAGCCAAGGCCCAGCCAAUCAGAAUUAGUUUUUCCCCACAAAAGGGCUUUAUUACAGACAGAAAUACUCCUCACUUUCAUCAGCUGUCCGGGUGGCUGGUCUCAGACGAUCCCGCAGGAGAAGAAGCCGGAUGUGGAGGUCCUGGGGUUGGAUGUACUACCAAAUUCUCUAAAACGAUGUUGGAGCCAGCUUAUAGUAGAUAAAUCUCUGGCAACAGCUCUGGUGGACAUUCCUGCAGUCAGCAUGCUAAUUGCACGCUCCUUCAAAACUUGAGACAUCUGUGGCAUUGUGUUGUGUGACAAGACUGCACAUUUUAGUGGCCUUUUAUUGUCCCCAGCACAAGGUGCACCUGUGUAAUGAUGCCAUUUAAUCAGCUUCUUGAUAUGCCACACCUUGGAUUAUCUUGGCAAAGGAGAAAUGCUCACUAACAGGGAUGUAAACAAAUUUGUACACCAAAUUUGAGAGAAAUAAGCUUUAUGUGCGUUUGGAAAAUUUCUGGGAUCUUUUUUUAUUUCAGCUCAUGAAACAUGGGACCAACACUUUACAUGUUGCGUUUAUAUUUUUGUUCAGUAUAUACAAACUAUAAUUACUCUGAUCUGCUUUAACAACAUUCCUCAUUCCUCUUUUUCCCUGACCAUUUCUAGUUCUUUGCAUUCUUCUCUCUUUACAGAUGUUUAUCUUUCAGUCUCCCAGACAGGACAGGUAGACACAGGUACUACUACAUUUCCAACCAAGUACUGUAACCUCCCAAAUUUACACUAUAUCUAGUUCUCCAUAGGCUGACCGCUUAAUAGCAAAACGACGUCACUAACAUCCAAAUCUUUUACAGCAGACCCAACAAUUUAUCACUGUUAGAGUAAUGAAACCCCAUAUUGCUUAGCCACUGUUAAGGAAAUCGGUUAACAUGAUUCAAUGAUCAUUUGAAACUUCCAUGUAUGGUGAUAGUAAAUCGUUUUUAAUUAGGAUGACAGGGACUUGAUAUUGCACCAAUACCAACGUUUCGGGCAAACUAGGCUUAGCCAUACAGAAGUGUUUGUCAAUAAAUGCAGGUGGGCAGUUUUUUUAAAUCUGGUCCCAUCAUAGCCCAUAUAAAAACGUUUUUACAGCUGAUUUAUUACUAUGUCAUACACUACAACUAGGGUCCAGAGUUGGUUAGGUUAGCCUACUACCAGAUCAGGAAAAAUGCUGGGCCCCAGGAAAACAAUUCCCCCCCACCACUCUGGGACCUGUGGUGCCACCUCUGUAAUCACCACACAAUGUUACAAAUUAAAAACCAUAUCCUAUGUGUGUGAUCUACAUUUGUUUUUGGUGGCAGGGAUGGGCUUCCAUAGUUUUACGUGGCUCAGUGCAGCCGGCAGCUACUGCAAAAUGUUCAGAAUGUAACAGGCUGUUACUGCGAUUUCAGGUAACUCAACAAAACUAGUCUCAAAUAUUAGGAACAUGUCAAUACAUUUCAGCAGUUUCAAAAACAUUGCUCCGCUAUUACCAUUUAUACUGUAGGAGUGUUGGCUCAACGAGACAAUUCUGUUUACACUGCCCUGCUUCAAGUGGGGGCAACUGUCGGGCGAGUGUCAUCUCCAGAUGUAGCGCGAGCAACGUAGCAAGUACGCAAGUUUACAUGCAUACGUGUAGCCGACUGUAUUUUUACCAAAAGUCUAAGUGUGAAGAGCAGUGGAGGCUGCUGAGGGGAGGACGGCUCAUAAUAAUUGCUGGAACGGAGUGAAUGGAAUGGCAUCAAACACACAGAAACCAUGUCUUUAAUGUAUUUGAUACCAUUCCACCGAUUCCGCUCCAGCCAUUACCAUGAGCCCGUCCUCCCCAAUUAAGGUGGCACCAACCUCCUGUGGUGAGGCUCUAAGAGGUGCAAUUAUACUGUUCACCUGUCUGGUCUGGCUUGGUGUUUGUGUCUGUAACAGAGAGGUCUCGUCGCAAUUUCGCAGGUACUGAAAAUUCAAGCCAAACCUCGCUAGGUUGCUAGAUAGCCAAGCACAACUCUGCAUGCUCUGCAUGUCUCUAUUGGUUCUUGUCAACAUGUUCUGCUUUGCUGCCCUAUAACUCGUAUCAGACUGCUUUUAUGACAUGUGUAAACCACUGUUUACAUACAUUAAAUGUGUGUUUUACCUCUUGGUGUGUGACACAUCAGUGUUUAUUAAUCAACAGACCAUAUCCCAAGCCAGUCAUUUGGUUUCCCAGGCAGUCACAGCUCAGUGCUGACACAGCAGUAAUGCCUGUUUGGGGAGAUCUGUGGAACAUAGUUUUAGUACGGCGUGAUUCUUAAGAUAUAUAUGUGUGACUGAGUACUAGACCAGAAACCUAGGCAACUGGCAAGGAGCAAGUCUAAUUUGUCUCCCUUGAGUUGUUACAUAUAGUUUAGGCUAUACAGUAUGAAGUAGUUGACUGGCUGCCAAGGUUAGUAAAAACCCAGGGUUCUUCUCGUUUGAGGACAGUAGCUACUCUGUAUUGCCACUCAACUUGAGAGCAGCAAAAUGUAUGAAGGAGACUUAAACUGACCUCAUGUUUUUAAUUACAGCGGAUGAAAUGAGAAUCCUGUGUACAUCAAGGGUUCGAACCGGUUCAGGGAGCAGAACCGGAAAAUAACUAUAUUUUUCAAGGAACAGAAUCAGAACCGGGAACGAAAGUGAUCUAUACUAUUCCGGAACAGAACUGUUAUUUUAAAAGCAUGGGAACCGGUUAAUAAUGUUAUUUUACGUUCCGGGCAACAACAAAAAACGCAACAAAGCGCCAGUAUCUGCAUGCCAGCCUAAAAUCUUUGCCAGUGUGUGCGCGCGUGUGAAGGCUACCUGUCCCUGCCCCUCUGAAGCAUAGCUAUAAGCCUACUGACGUUACAAGCGUGAUUCAGAAGAUAGGGAGAGGUUUUUAAUUAGAGAAGAAUGGAUUUACUUUUCAAUGCUAGUUAGGGAUACUAUAGUUAUCACAUUUCACAUUGGAUUUAUUAACUACAAGAAGGUAAGAUGUGUUUUUAAUUAUGGUGCUGCUCUGCACACACAAGCUUGUUAGCGAUCUAGCAUCUCUGGUCCAACGUUAAGCCAACUCUGAAGUUCAAAGACUUUCAAAAUUCCUCCAUAGAAGACGCUCCUCCGUAGGUAUAAUUCUUUAUUUUGUUGGUCGGAACAUUGGAACGGAACUUAAAAAAUAAGGGUUCUGUUCAGAAAGAAACCAUUGAACAAUUAUUUUUGAAAUGGCUAAACAACUGCUUUAAACAGCUAGUGAUCGCUACAGAUUUUAUAUUUGUAACCGGUCCUAUGGUAGUUGAAAAGUGAGACCUUGUUUUACUAAUUUUCACACCUAGAAAGUGUAGCCUAGUAGCUAGAAGCUGUUUUUGAAUUUUAAUUUAUGGGUCUGACUGUUGAAGAUUCUGUGGGUGGAUCUCUAACAGCGGUGAUUUUCAAAAGCAAUCCCUCAAAAUCUAGGGAUCAAGAAAUGUUAUUCAUAGCAAAUGUCCAUUACUUAUUUUGCUAUUGACAUUUCAACCAAUAUGUUUCCGUAUCUGAAAUUAUAUUAGAUAACCUUUUUAUAUCGUUUUCUAUUGACCAAUGCUUUGAAAUUCACUGCUUUAGUGGGUUUCCUCCCUCCUUCAGUAUACCAUAGAGUAGACACCUUGUUGUGACGUAGUAUUACACCAAUUCCCCACAUGGUCCAUAUCAUUGGGUAAUACCAUGGAAAUAACUCACAACAUUGAAUAGCUGUCGCUUGAAUCUUUUAUGUACAUUUUAAUAAUCAAACAUUAGCCUAGAUUGAACAGUCAUAUUUUGCACUGAACCUUGUCACCCCCCGUUACCAACUAGUAAGUCCUUACCUUACCGUGUGAAGAGUUGUUGCAAUUGUAAUAAAUUACACUAUGUCUUUGAAAAAGUUCCUAAAUGUUUUAAUCAGUAAAACAUAGUCUGUUGUUUAUUGUACUUCAGGAAUGGUCAGAAAAAGGUCUACGAAACUAUUAUGAAUUGUAAUAAUGAUGUUAUUUCACUGAGAAUUACUUAAGCUGUAAGAAAUGUACAGUGCAUUCGGAAGUAUUCAGACCCCUUGACUUUUUCCAAAUGUUUUUCUGUUAAAAUGGAUUAAAGGAAGAAACAAAUCCCUCAUCAUUCUACACACAAUUCCCCAUAAUGACGAAGCAAAAACAUUUUUAUUUUUGCAAAUAAAUAAACUGAAAUUACAUUUACAUAAGUAUUCAGACCCUUUACACAGUACUUUGUUGAAGCACCUUUGGCAGCGAUUACAGCCUCGAGUCUUCUUGGGUAUGACGCUACAAGCUUGGCACAACUGUAUUUGGGGAGUUUAUCCUAUUCUUUUCUGCAGAUCUUCUCAAGCUCUGUCAGGUUGGAUGGGGAGCGUCGCUGCACGGCUAUUUUCAGGUUUCUCCAGAGAUAUUCGAUCGGGUUCAAGUCCGGGCUUUGUCUGGGCCGCUCAUGGACAUUCAGAGACUUGUCCCGAAGCCACUCCUGCAUUGUCUUCGCUGUGUGCUCAGGGUUGUUGACCUGUUGGAAGGUGAACCUUCGUCCCAGUCUGAGGUCCUGAGCGCUCUGGACAAGGUUUUCCUCAAGGAUCUCUCAGUACUUUGCUCCAUUCAUCUUUCCCUCGAUCCUGACUAGUCUCCCAGUCCCUGCUGCUGAAAAACAUCCUCACAGCAUGAUGCUGCCAACACCAUGCUUCCCCGUAGGGAUGGUGACAGGUUUCCUCCAGAUGUAACGCUUGGCAUUCAGGCCAAAGACUUUCAUCUUGGUUUCAUCAGACCAGAAAAUCUUGUUUCUCAUGGUCUGAGAGUCUUUAGGUGCCUUUUGGAAAACUCCAAGCGGGCUGUCAUGUGCCUUUUACUGAGGAGUAGCUUCCGUCUGGCCACUCUACCAGAAAGGCCUGAUUGGUGGAGUGCUGCAGGUCUGGAAGAUUCUCCCAUCUCCACAGAGGAACUCUAAAGUUCUGUCAGUGACCAUCGGGUUCUUGGUCACUUCCCUGACCAAGGCCCUUCUCCCCGAUUGCUCAGUUUGGCCGGGCGGCCAGCUCUAGGAAGAGUCUUGGUGGUUCCAAACUUCUUCCAUUUAAGAAUGAUGGAGGCCACUGUGUUCUUGGGGACCUUCAAUGCUGCAGAAAUGUUUUGGUACCCUUCCCCAGAUCUGUGCCUCGACACAAUCCUGUCUCGGCGCUCUACAGACAAUUCCUUUGACCUCAUGGCUUGGUUUUUGCAAAUCAUGUCCGAUCAAUUGAAUUUACCACAGGUGGACUCCAAGUUGUAGAAACAUCUCAAGGAUCAUUAAUGGAAAUAGGAUGCACCUGAGCUCAAUUAUGAGUCUCAUCGCAAAGGAUCUGAAUACUUAUGUAACUAAGAUAUUUCUGUUUUUUUAUUUGUAAGAAAUUUGAAAACAUUUCUAAAAACCUGUUUUCGCUUUGUCAUUGAGGUAUUGUGUGCAGAUUGAUGAGAGAAUAAAAAACAAUCAAUUUUAGAAUAAGUCUGUAACGUAACAAAAUGUGGAAAAAGUCAAGGGGUCUCAAUACUUUCUGAAUGCACUGUAUAUGAGUGAGCAGAGUAAAUCUUAGCGUAGCGUGAUUUCCAUUAGGCCGUCUGAUAUUGCUCUAGUUAGUUUCCCAAGACACACAGCCUAUAUAAGACAUUUUACUUCAGUCACAUGCCCAAUUUAUGUUUUCUAAAUUCUAUAAACAUUCUAUACAUACCUAUAGCUUCAUUUCCUCCUCAUAUCAAAAUACAUUUUUUCUGCUUUACCCAAUUCUCUCCUUGCAUUUGUAUCCUUAUGGGUCCUCAAGAAUUCGGUGGGUUCACUUUUCAAGCAAUGCUGCCUCUGUCUUUAAAGAAAAGUAAAUUUAAUAUUUGAAGAUCAAUGAAUGUAGCACUGUUCUCACAGUUGAUUCAUAAUUGGCCCUGGUUGUGAUGUAAAUCAUAAAUGAACCAAAUAUUGCAUGUGCAUAUGAAGCUAGGCGUUUGGAUGUACAUUUGCACAUAUGUCUGUUAGUAGUCGAUGCUUUGCAUUUUGUCUGGUGGUGUCUGUGGUGCUGUGUGUUUAGUCCUGUGGGGUUGUGUGUCCCUGUCCAUUGUGAGUGUCUGGUGGUGUCUGUGGUGCUGUGUGUUUAGUCCUGUGGGGUUAUGUGUCCCUGUCCAUUGUGAGUGUCUGGUGGUGUCUGUGGUGCUGUGUGUUUAGUCCUGUGGGGUUAUGUGUCCCUGUCCAUUGUGAGUGUCUGGUGGUGUCUGUGGUGCUGUGUGUUUAGUCCUGUGGGGUUGUGUGUCCCUGUCCAUUGUGAGUGUCUGGUGGUGUCUGUGGUGCUGUGUGUUUAGUCCUGUGGGGUUAUGUGUCCCUGUCCAUUGUGAGUGUCUGUGGUGUCUGUGGUGCUGUGUGUUUAGUCCUGUGGGGUUGUGUGUCCCUGUCCAUUGUGAGUGUCUGGUGGUGUCUGUGGUGUCUGUUUCUAGGGAUUCUUAACUGCGUUUUAUUUAUGUUUUGUGUGCAGGCUGGUAUUGCAGGAGCCCCUGCUCGUGCUGUGUCCGCUGUAAAGAACAUGAACCUCCCCGAAAUGCCCAGAAACAUCAACAUUGGAGACAUCAGUAUAAAAGUGCCAAACUUACCCUCCUUCAAAUAG
Molecule: messenger RNA, 15991 nt
Organism: Coregonus sp. 'balchen'
Lineage: Eukaryota; Metazoa; Chordata; Actinopteri; Salmoniformes; Salmonidae
Source: the annotation of a GenBank genome assembly